Monopterus albus (swamp eel) is the source of this 2351-nucleotide messenger RNA. RefSeq lists its product as uncharacterized. The transcript has 7 exons. Bases 47 to 2101 code for a protein of 684 amino acids. The record is from RefSeq and is a predicted model, not a curated record. NCBI's taxonomy places the organism in Eukaryota, Metazoa, Chordata, Actinopteri, Synbranchiformes, Synbranchidae.
UCGGAUCCGUAUAAAGCCAUUCCUUAGUGUCGGUGCUACCCACGCCAUGAGGCCUCCCGUUCAGCCCGCGGGAGGGAGGGGACCCGGCAGCUGCCCCGGUCUCCUCCGAUUCCCGGCUGUUUCCUAUAUGAGCAAUCAGCGGAGAGGUGGCGGCGUUUGUCAGGAGCACGUCGAGAGAACGAGUCGCUCCUGCUCGUCUUGGUGUGAAGAAACGGACGGUAACCAAGCUAAGGGACGUUUACCUGGUCGUUUCCCUCCGUGGAGUUUUAUUUGUGACAGGUUGAGAAAGAAGUCGAAAGUGAACAUGGAAGAUGGCGCCAAACAGGCUCAUACAUUCGGGAGCGGGCAGCCGAGGACGCGCCACCCCAGACCUUUUUUCUACGUGCAGCCUCCGUCUCAGCCUUACUACCUGUACCAACACUGGCAGCUGAACAGCCCGUACAGCCACUAUGGUUUGCCUGGGGGUUUUAACUUUGGCCGUCCCUGCAUACACCCUUACCAGUACAUGCAGUAUCCUGGCUUCGUCUUCCCACAUGCCUCCAUAUAUCCAGUGGAUUACAGGCGAAUCUUUGAACCCUGCUUCCCUGUUCCUGCCUGGGGCGACAUGCCUCGCCAGCAGCACAAUCCGCAGCCUCACGGGCGUCGAGAAACGGUCUGUUCAGAGGCUCAAACCGACCCCAGCGAUGCCAUAACGAAGCUCAUCGAAUGCCUGGAUAAAAUUCGGGUCAGCGAGCUGCAGGGCGCUGGGAGAGAACUGGACUCUGGUGUUGCCUUCCAGUGCUCUGGGAUGCUUUCUCCAGGAGUAGAGAAGAAAAACGGAGAGCAGGGUGCAGAACCCAACAGCCACAUGAUGUCACCAUCUCUGACCUUCACUGAGUCAACCACGGCAGUGUACGAUAGUGAGACCAGCCAGAGGAGCUUAGACAACCUGAGCCUUCAGGGCUGCUGGUCAGGAGAACUGAAAGAGGAGCUGCCUCUUGACAGCUCCUCUGUUCAUGAAGAGUGCCCUGAGCUCGAGCAGCUAGCAGGAGGGCAGCACUUCCUCCCACCUGAGGAGGAGGUCACGGGAAUCCAGUCAGAUGUCUUAGUGACCGAUCAGAGUGCUUCCAGACGUGACGCUGAAGAGCUCCUGACGUCAGCACAAUGUCUGGCACCUUUGUUCUCCUCCAACCAGCCUGUGCUUAACGAAACAAAGAGCAGCGACAAAGAGCAUCAGAUCCUGGCGGCCAAAUCCAAUCCGAGCUGUCAGAUCCUCAAGCUGCCCUUCGACACCGUUUUGACCCCCACGUCUGGCUGCCUCUCCUCUCCUGCAGCCCCCUACUACUACAACUACCUGUCCAUGCAGACUACCCAUGAGCGGCUGAGUGUUCUCAGUCCAUCUCUGGACGAGCUUUCCUCCAGAGACGAGAUGUUUUCCACAGACCUGGAGGAUGCGGACCUGUUCCCGAAGCACGUCUACACAGGCAGGACGCUCACAGAGAUCGUCGGCGCAUCACCUCCAGCUGCUGAGGAAGUAGAAGUGUGGCCGCCGGGCUCAAAGAGGUUUGUGUGUGCCUGCUGUGGGAAAGGCCUGGCAAAGGGCAGCUCCAAGAUCUACAGAGAUGAAGCCGGAGACACGGAGGAGGAAAGCCAGUACAGCAGAGGGUGUGAGCAACGUGUCCGAGUGGUUGUGAGGAAGCACUCUGCACCCAGGAAGCCUCAUUCUGUUCCACCGAGACAUGUGGCCAAACCUUGGCACAAACAAGGCCGGUACAAAGACCUUUCAGCUGCAGUUGACCAGGAGGAAGGUCAUGACCUCUGUAAGCAGGAGCCGGCCGGCGGUGACAGCGGGGACGUGUCUGGCUGUGAGCAGCAGUGCAGAACAUGCCAGGACCGACUCUGUCGACAAGAGCUUCCCACCUCAGACCAAGGCCAGUGGGGAGACUGUGACAUGAUCCCCAGGAGGAGACAAGAUGCUGCUGUGCAGCGACCAGAGAUGAACCAGAGGAAGCUGAUGUGCCACAGGACGAGAGAUACAAACGAGGAGGAGGAGGAGGAGGAGCAGCAGCUGCCGUCACACUGGGACAGAGGCUCCGCAGCGAGAAGGGAACCGAGACGUUAACGGCUCCAGACUGAUUGAAUGUCACAGUGUGUUGCGCUGUCCCCACAGAGGUGUGAAUGUUCCAGGAGGAGGAGUCUGAAGAGCACCAGGUGAAAUGCACAUGCACAGGAAGCUUCAGUUUGACUAAAGCAAAAAGAAAAAAGUGGCUUUGCACAAUUGAGGAUGAAUGAGUUUCACAGCCGGGCUAGAAGGUGUGUAGAGAUGGUGGUGUGCUGCUGUCUGGAGCCGCUCCAAUAAAGUGUUGUCAUUA